Molecule: messenger RNA, 1972 nt
Organism: Macadamia integrifolia
Lineage: Eukaryota; Viridiplantae; Streptophyta; Magnoliopsida; Proteales; Proteaceae
Product: GPI mannosyltransferase 1
Exons: 4
Coding region: 492-1814 (440 amino acids)
Biological process (GO): GPI anchor biosynthetic process
Cellular component (GO): glycosylphosphatidylinositol-mannosyltransferase I complex; membrane
Molecular function (GO): GPI mannosyltransferase activity; alpha-1,4-mannosyltransferase activity
Source: RefSeq, a predicted model, not a curated record
GUUUCAGUCUAUCUAUAAAAAAAUGAUUAAUCAGUCCAUUUCAAAACCCUUCGUUUUUUCGAUCUCUUCAAUUACAGCUAAGAAACUCAAAUCCAUAGAUUUCUAUUAUCGGCCAAGAAUUUGAUUUGAUUCAAGGAAAAGGUCAAUUCUGAGCUCUCAUCUUCUUCUUUGAAGGCGACGAAUCUGCCAUUAAUCUCACGAUCUUGCUUCAGCUCCUCUGUUCAAUCUCGAACUCAACGGAGAACUCGACGUCCACCAUUACUGUUUUUUCCUAAUGACCGAAUGGGCGGUGGAUAAAUGAUCUUAGGGGACAUGGGCACAAUAGGGGAAGUUUGGGGCAAAAAUGUCAAAAUGGAAAAAAGGGAGUACUAUUUUGGGUAAUUAUGUAAACUGGAACCACGGCAAAAGGCUUGGGUAGUUUAUGCCCUUCUUCUUUUCGACGGCGGCUGCAGCUUUCAUUUCGAAUUUCAAGCUCCAUAAUUUACGCAUUAAUGGCAUCAGUAAACUUUCGCUCUCUUCUUCUCUUCUCGGCACUUCUUCGAUUUUUUUUUAUAUUCUAUGGAGAAUGGCAGGAUACCCAUAUGGAAGUUCGCUACACAGAUGUCGAUUACCUUGUUUUCUCAGAUGCGGCCGCUCUAAUGGCUUCUGGAAAAUCUCCUUACGCGAGAUCAACUUAUCGUUACUCACCUCUACUUGCAUUUCUGCUCAUACCCAAUUCGAUUAUUCAUCGUUCAUGGGGGAAGUUCCUCUUCUCUGCCUCAGAUUUACUUGUGGGAUUGUUUAUCCAUACCAUAUUGAAGCUACGUGGUGUUCCUGAGAAUCUGCGCCUUUACUCUGUAGCAGCUUGGCUUUUGAACCCAUUCACCUUCACUAUUGGAACCCGUGGGAACUGUGAGCCUAUUGUGUGUGCCAUGAUCCUUUGGAUCAUAAUUUGUCUUAUGAAUGGUCGUGUGCGACAGGCAGCCAUUUACUAUGGGCUUAUUGUCCAUUUCAGAAUCUAUCCCAUCAUCUAUUCACUUCCUAUUCUUCUGGUUCUUGAUCAGCAUAGCUUUAAAACUGGCCAGACUCCUGCUAUUCAGAAAUGGAGUUCUAGACAGCAAAAACAAGACCAGAGUUCUAGGAGCAGAAAAACCUUUUCUCUUACCUCUCUAUGUUUUCUCUUGAAGAGCUUUGUGACAAAAGACAGGAUAUUUUUUGGUUUCAUGUCUGGGGCCAUGUUCUUCUUUUGGACUGGCCUUUUUUACCAUCUCUAUGGCUGGGAAUUCUUGCAUGAGGCCCUGCUGUACCAUCUCACCCGCACUGAUCCAAGGCACAACUUCUCCAUAUAUUUCUAUCAUAUCUAUCUUCAUCACCAACAUGGGUUUUCGAUGGUGGAAAAGCUCUUCUCUUUCCUGCCACAGCUGUUGGUACAGCUGGUUCUCAGCUUCUGCUUUGCACAUGACCUCCCACUCUGCCUUUUCGUACAGACACUUGCAUUUGUGGCAUUCAACAAGGUUAUCACAGCACAGUACUUUGUGUGGUUCUUUUGCCUGUUUCCUCUGAUAAUGCCAUGGAACACUAUGAAAAUGAAAUGGAAAGGUAUAUCCUGCAUUUUCUUUUGGGUUGGGGCCCAAUUGCAUUGGCUAAUGUGGGGGUAUCUGCUUGAAUUCAAAGGCAAGAACGUUUUUGUUCAGCUGUGGUUAGCAAGCCUAUUGUUCUUGGCUGCCAACACUUAUGUGUUGGUAAUGGUCAUCCAUCAUCACUUAAUCUCUCCAGUCUUUCUACCAUUGAAGAAAAUGAAUUCAUUUCGAGAAGAUGCCAGAAAGAUGAAGUGAGGGCAGAAGUUUUUGUUUCUCUUUUCUUCAGUUUUUUGUAUGCUUGAGUUUCUCUUUUCUGCCCUCUCUCGAAUGUAGUUAUAGUUGUAGUCUUCCACUGUUUUAUGUAACCUUUUAAUCCUUAUUCUAGUAAUAACUAACAAUUGAAUUGGCACCCA